Messenger RNA from Nicotiana tabacum (common tobacco), 1079 nucleotides. RefSeq names its product protein CURLY FLAG LEAF 1. Gene Ontology annotation, molecular function: protein binding. NCBI's taxonomy places the organism in Eukaryota, Viridiplantae, Streptophyta, Magnoliopsida, Solanales, Solanaceae. The record is from RefSeq and is a predicted model, not a curated record.
AUAGAGGAAAAAAAAGAAAAUUGGAGAGACUGGUCCUAUCAGCUAUCAGGUGGGGUACUUGUACUCCUCUUCUCUUUCGUUUCAAAGAUUCCCACUCUCUUCUGGUCUCUCCUCUCUCCCUUUUUCUCUCUUCUCCCCCAACCAAGUUACUACUAUUACCAUAAUUCUUCUUCUUUUUAUCUCUUUUUUUAUCCCUGAGUCCUCCCACCAUAAAACUCAUCAACCUUCAUUAUCAAAUUGUUUUUUUUUGGGUAGGCAUAGAACCUUAUAAAUUAUUUGUUUGUUUGGGGAUUUUUAUUGAAUUAAACAAGAAUGACAGGUCCAAAUAUGGCUACUAUCACAGCUUCCUUAGAGAGAUCUCUCCAAAAUUGUUCAUUGAAUAACCACCACAGCAACAACUUGAGUGGGGUCACCCCUGCAGAUGGAUUUUCUGAUUCAUCGGAAAAUCAUGUUUUGAAUAACAACCCUUCUGAUGAUGCUACCUUAGACCUCAAUUCUGAGAUUUCUUUGCCUUACCACUGGGAACAAUGUUUGGAUUUGAAGACAGGGGAAAUAUAUUAUAUAAACUGGAGGACAGGGAUGAAAGUGAAAGAAGAUCCAAGAACAAAUGGUGAUGAAGUGUACGGUGGUGAUUUGUACUCAGAAGAAGAAGAAAGCUCGUAUGAUAGUGAUGAAGGAUCUUCAACAGAAGAGUCAUCAUUUUCAUCUUCAAGAGAACCCCAAAUUAGCCAUAAUAUUGGCAACAGCAGUGGCAAAAGUGGGGCAGCAGUAUUAGUUGUUGGUGGUUGCAAAAGCUGUUUGAUGUAUUUCAUGGUGCCUAAAGAAGUUGAAGAUUGCCCCAAAUGUUGUGGUCAACUUCUCCACUUUGAUCGAUCCGAAAAUGGCUCCCCUUAAAAAAAAAAAAAUAAGAACAUGAAAUAUUGAUUUGUUUUGUCUUUUCUUUUCCUUUUAAUCUUUUUUUUUCCUUAAUAGAAGUUUGUUUUGGUCGUAUAAUAUAAACUAUGUAGUUGUUACUUGUUAAUGUGUUUUUUCCUAAGGAAAGACAAAACAACCCAUUAUUUUAAAAUAUAUUUAUUGUG